Messenger RNA from Colletotrichum destructivum, 3800 nucleotides. RefSeq names its product Putative zn(2)Cys(6) fungal-type DNA-binding domain-containing protein. The record is from RefSeq and is a predicted model, not a curated record. Gene Ontology annotation, molecular function: zinc ion binding; DNA-binding transcription factor activity, RNA polymerase II-specific. The transcript has 4 exons. NCBI's taxonomy places the organism in Eukaryota, Fungi, Ascomycota, Sordariomycetes, Glomerellales, Glomerellaceae. Gene Ontology annotation, biological process: regulation of DNA-templated transcription. Bases 858 to 3203 code for a protein of 781 amino acids.
GGCACGGAUACACUCCGACUGCACCCUGGCCCAUCCGCCCUGCGCGCACCACUACGCGUGGGAACAGCCUGUUGGCGCUACGGCCGACCUUGAUCCAGAGAGAGCUUCAGCACACACACCCGUCGCGAAAAUUGUGCAGACUUUCGACUCAACUCCUCCAUUGCGCCGCACUCCGUUCCUUAGUGCGAAUCCAGUCAUUCUCGGCCGACACACCACCUCACCACCCGACGACCUCUGCCCAUCCACCCAUCCAUCCGCCGUCGGCGUCCGCGCACGCGCACGCGAGAGAUACAGAGAGGUAGACGAGUGCUUGCACGUUGUCCUUGCACACUCUGUUCCGUAUCCCGCACUGCAUUGCAUGCACGUUGAUCUGGAUACAGCAACAGGGGUCUAGCUACGGAACACGCUCAACCACCCACAACCGCUUUCUCCCCCCCCCUUCUCCCGGCGCGACGAGACCUCGUUCCGCGCGCAGUUGCUCCUGCUUGACGACACUGGUCCGAAGAAAAGAUCCCUCCCCUCUCCAGGACGACCUCAGGUCCUUCCUUCGCCCACACCCACAGGGCCCCCUACGCGUACCCUUCCUCCUCCUCCUCCUGCUGCUGCUCCUCCGCACCCCUCUCCCGCCCCUACCAAGGAUUAGCAGCAGGCACACAAAGCAGACACGAAGGGGGAGAGAGGGAAAAAAAUCUCUCGAGUUGCGACGGCCUGCAUAGGGACCGCACUCCAAGGCACCGCUCUCUCGCUCAACCUGCGCCCCAGGGUGUCGCGCAUCAACGCAUCCAUCCACGCCGCUUCCCCCGGUCGACCUCAGACGUCCAAUCGUGGCUCCAUAAAAAUUUCUAAUUAAAAUCGAAAUGGCUCAAGAAGACACCACAAGCAUCAGCACCAGCACCGACACCAGCACGACCAGUGCCAGCACCUCCAGCGUGCCUGUACCUGCGCCUACGCCUGUGUCUGUACCUGUGCUUGUGCCUGAUGCCAGCGACGACGCCGCUGUCAAUACGGAGCCCUUGACGACUUCUACUAAUUCGGUCCCUCCCCCGACCUCCUCGACCUCGCCUCCUCCUCCUCCUCCAGCUCCUACUCCAGCUCCCACUCCAGCCGCCGACGUCGCCUCUGCUCCUGCUACCGCUCCUCUACCAGGACAUUGGCCAGCCUCCUCGACGCCGAACUCGAACUCGACCCCCUCCGCCGAGACAUUGUCGACCUCGAGCGCGACCGUAAACGCGUCCAUUCCCGCUACGGCACCGCCGCCGCCUGCGACUGGCCCCGCGACCGCGCCUGCUCCCGCUCCCGCUCCCGUUGUAACCCCUGCGCCGCCCCUUCCGCAGCAGAACGGCGACGCGAGGGCGUCAUCCUCGCCGGCCAUGUCCCAUCACCAUCAGCCUCCGGGCCACCAGAGAGGCUACCCGAGCCCGAACAACUUCAAUUCACCUGGUGCCGUGCCCCCGAACCAAUAUGCCUACCACCCGCAGCAGAGCCAGACCUCCGCCGACCCGUAUAGAGCUGGCGCUGGCGCACCGGUCCCCUCCUUGCCCAGCAUGAAGAGUCUCGACCAUCACUACCAACAAGGCGCGCCGCCUCCCCAAGCGAUGCCGAUGCAGAUGCAGAUGGCCCCGAACCAAAGCAUGCAAUACUACCUGCCGCCAGGAGUGCAGGGCAACCCAUACAUGGCGCAGGACCUGAACCACCUAAGAUAUCAGAUCCCCCACCACGACCCUAGGUUGAUGCGAGGUCCUGGCGGUCCCAAGAAGGAGAUAAAGCGUCGGACGAAGACGGGUUGCUUGACGUGUCGUAAGCGCCGUAUCAAGUGCGACGAAGCUCAUCCGACCUGUAACAACUGUAAAAAGUCAAAGCGCGAGUGCUUGGGUUACGAUCCUAUAUUCAAGCAGCAGCCAGGUCCCUCGGCCAUUCAGCCCGCUCCCAACGCCCAACGAGUGCCGACCCCAACCGUUCCAUCCGUACCUUCAUCAGUCCCGCCCACCGUCCCGACUGUGCCCUCGACCCCCACCGUCCCCCCGGUGCCUGUGCCGGUGUCUUCAUCCAACCCCUACGGUGCCCAGCCGGCCAUUCUGCCCAGCUCGUACAACCCUCCCCCCGCCACCGCCGCCACCCCCUCGCAUUCGCACUCACCUCUCGACCCGGCCCUGACCUCGGCCACGCCCGGCCUCAAAACGGAGGCGACGUACGACUUCGCCGCGCCGAUAGAUCCUGCUCUGCAGACCCUACCCGCCCCGGCAACCGUGCCCUCCACUCAAACUCAGUCCUUCCCGGGUGAGCAAAGGGCAGCAGGCUUCGACAACCAUCUCAGAGCCACUACAAGAAUGAAGUUCGAUGACCUCAUCGGCCUCCUGGGCCCUGCCGCUCCCACCCAGGACAUCGCCCUUACCCCGGAGCUCCUCACCGAAAUCAUCAACAUCUACCGCGAGGUCUACGCCGUCGGCCUGCAAGCCUUUUUCGAGUCCAACUGGUUCCAGAAGCAGGAUACCCAGGGCAAGUUCUUUGUCGAAAACAGCCAGCCGCUCCUCGCUCAAUUCGCCUCGUUUCUCAAGGUUGUCCAGUCUGUGCCGGCCAAUGACCACACGCAGAUGGCCCACUCUGGGGUCCUCGAGACUCGUCUGAUCUGGUCCCUGGCCACUCUGCCAUGCAGCAGCGCUCCCCCCUCAACGAACGUCGAGGCCAAGGUGCUGCCGCCCCCGGACGACCUGACGGAAGCUGCCAACCGAGUCAGGGUUCUGGAGGCUCUCCUCUGCGGUGAUUUUCUGCCCUCGAAUUUCCUCGCGCCUCCCGUACCCGACGCGAACCCUCACCGCCAACAGGAGUUUGAGUUUUGGCACAACCUCGCCCAGUACCUGUGCCACCACGACGCCGCCAAGCGCGACGAGAUCCUUGGCCGGCUGAGACUGCAGCUGGGAGGCAGGGAGAACCGAGACCUCAUCUACUCGAUCGCCAUCUCGCGCGAGCUGUCCCCGCGUGUCGAAGCCGGGUUCGAGAGGAACAUCCCCAAGCACCUGGACGAGUCGGACCCCAAGAACAGGCUCUGGGUUGCCAACAAGUUCAUCCAGGAUGAGGCGCAGGUCACUGGCGGGACUACUAAUAUUGUACGACGGUUCAGCGAGAUUGCCAUCCGAGCUUACAUCAGUCCUGGCGUCAACAUCGCGACCCAUCAUGGCAGCCCGGCUGUUCCAGCACAGCCUUGAACAUUCCAACACCAGCAUCAUCACCUUUAUUCACAGCAUAUCACAUCCUGCAGCAUUUUCCAGGCUCAGGGAAGGGCCAUGGGGAGAAACCAAAAAAGGGACGUGCGUGGUUUUUCCCCCUUUUUUUCGUUUUGUUUUACUCUCUCAGGGCGUUACAAGGAGUGGAAGGGAAGGCAUGGCUUUCGUUCCUUUGAAGUUUUGCGAUUUUCCUUUUCCAAGGGGAGGUUGCAUGCGAGCCGGCACUGCGCCACUCGUCGUAUAACUUUUUCCUUCACGGCCGAUGGCAUCUUUGUAUAAGUAGUCCCACCCAUCCUUAAAACUAGUUCAUACUCCAGCAUGGUAGGGCGGUGUGGCAGGAAGAAAAGAAAAGUGGUUUUAUCUAUCUCUCAAAAAGGGGAUCUGAGCAGUAGGAAGGGGGUGGCUUGGGGAGACGAAGCCUAUUCUGUCUCUCUGUGGAUCAAUUCACAGAGAGCGGCAGAUUGUUGCGCCAACGACGUCUGGGCAUUGCCAGUGUUCACUGUACGAUACUAGACGGCGGACUCAUCUGGGUUCUAAAGGUUAAGGACGCCGGAUAGAAAUCAAGAAAUACAAAAAAUU